AUAUACCAGAAUUUAAGUAACUUAAUUAACCAAUCAAAAGCAAGAAACCGGUAAAAUUGACCAAACAAGACAAACAAGGUGUGACAUAUUAUUAAUGAAUUAACAGCAUACCUUAAAACAAAAUCAGUCUUGAUGAAGUAUGAACACACUGUUAAUAUGAAUAAAUAAAUAAACCUGAUGUUAAUGGCUAGUUCAACAAUGCAAGUUCUUUGGAUGCUUUUUAUCCAGCAUUUAAACAUGGUUUAUAGCGCCUAAUAGCCAAAUUUUUUUAGUUAUGAAUACAUACUGUGGGUGAAACUGAAGAGAGCAACAAUGCAGUCGGGUAGAAUUUAUUACAAGUUCAGCAAUAUUUCAUGAUUGGUUGCUUUUUAUUAUGAAUAUAAUAUCGCUUUCAUUAAAAUGUGUUAUAUAUUUUUUGAUAGGCAGCCAAACCAGGAAACCGUUCUUUCUUUGUCCCACUUCGACUGGCACUUGAACCAUCGUCCGAUGACCAUAGACGGGUCAACAAUUAUGGUGAGCGCGCUAUAAGCAUAUACCAUGACUUCUGUGGAUACCUUCCGGACGAGUUGUUUCCACAGCUGGUUACAGAGUUUAUCGACAGGUUUCAAGACGAAGAAGGAAAUGAACAACCAAAGCUGGCACGUGAUCAUGCAGAACUUUACUUCGAUCAACAUCAUCGUGUAAUAAUGUCUGCAAUUACUUUUGGACUAAACCGACUGCUGAGGACAACUAUUCUUAGAAGGAAGCGAGAUGACGGAGCACAGGAAGACCUUGAACCAUUACCAGAAGCCUGUAAAACGGUUUUGGAGUUCCUUGAGGAGUCAUUCGAGGUCUCCCAACAGGGUGGCAGGAGGGGGUUUCAAUUCCAACGAUGUAUACCUUGCAGCAUUUGCAGCAAGAAUUCACCAAAGAAACACAUACAAUGGCUGGGGAAUUUUGAAAAGGAAUGCCUUCCAUGCAAAGACGAAGCAAUGAGUGUCGUAUGCUAUAAACGACUAUUUGCAGGUACUGUGGAUUCAGGUGAACAACUCUCAGAAGACAUGUCACAUACUGAAGGUUCUGAAUUAGAGAAGUGGGAUUUUAGAGGGAUGCUAGUGCGUGUCUCAAAGGACAUCGGUGACGAUCUGAAUGAAUGGAAAGUAGCCCUCAGCGACCAUAUUUAUACUGGUGCUUUAGAGAAAGCAAAAACAGCAAUUGCGCUCUUUGAAGUUUUGAUUGACAGGGCAAUAAUGAAGGAUGGUGAUAUAAGGAUCCUACUAGAGACCAUUAAGAUGACAGAUUCACUUCAUUUGAGGAAACACAUUCCGAAAUGUCAACCUCUUGACAAUAUGAAGAUCACUCAGUUCUCAAAAUUUAGGCAGUCUGUGAUGACAUUUGGAAAAGAACUUCGUGACGAUGACAUUAGGAAGCUUGUCUUCUAUUACAGGCUUCGUCGUCAGUACAGUGAUGGAUGGUCACUGAUAAUGGACUUGCAACAAGAACUAAUACUGGCGGAUACCGAUAAGUCGUUACAUGAUUUCAAAGCUAAAUUAAAUCCUGAGAGUUCUGAAUUAGAGAAGUGGGAUUUUAGAGGGAUGCUAGUGCGUGUCUCAAAGGACAUCGGUGACGAUCUGAACAAAUGGAAAGUAGCCCUCAGCAAUCAUAUUAAUACUGGUGCUUUAGAGAAAGCGGCAACAGCACUUUCACUCUUUGAAGUCUUGAUUGACAGGGCAAUUAUGAAGGAUGGUGAUAUAAGGAUCCUACUAGAGACCAUUAAGAUGACAGAUUCACUUCAUUUGAGGAAACACAUUCCGAAAUGUCAACCUCUUGACAAUAUGAAGAUCACUCAGUUCUCAAAAUUUAGGCAGUCUGUGAUGACAUUUGGAAAAGAACUUUGUGACGAUGACAUUACGAACCUUGUCUUCUAUUACGGGCUUCGUCGUCAGUACAGUGAUGGAUGGUCACUGAUAAUGGACUUGCAACAAGAACUAAUACUGGCGGAUACUGAUAAGUCGUUACAUGAUUUCAAAGCUAAAUUAAAUCAUAUGGGGCUAGAAAGACUUAGCAAUUGUCUAAACCGCUAG
Molecule: messenger RNA, 2063 nt
Organism: Anneissia japonica
Lineage: Eukaryota; Metazoa; Echinodermata; Crinoidea; Comatulida; Comatulidae
Exons: 6
Coding region: 687-2063 (458 amino acids)
Biological process (GO): regulation of apoptotic process
Molecular function (GO): protein binding
Source: RefSeq, a predicted model, not a curated record